CGUCUCUUUAUAACUCCUCCCCCUCGGUUUGCUGAGAUGACGGCGCUCUGAGGGCCGCCAGGACGCCACCACGAGCAGAGGAGGUGAAGAAGUUUGGUGGACUUCUAACUCUGAGAAUAACCUGCAUGUUUCUGAGUUUGGAGUCUGACUGCGGCGCUCAGACCCGGCGCCUCAUCUCUGUUGUUUGGCGCUCAGACCCGGCGCCUCAUCUCUGUUGUUUGGCGCUCAGACCCGGCGCCUCGUCUCUGUUGUUUGGCGCUCAGACCCGGCGCCUCGUCUCUGUUGUCUGGCGCUCAGACCCGGCGCCUCGUCUCUGUUUUUGGGUGCUCAGACCCGGCGCCUCGCCUCCGUUGUCGGGCGCUCAGACCCGGCGCCUUGUCUCUGUUGUCGGGCGCUCAGACCCGGCUCCUUGUCUCUGUUGUUUGGCGCUCAGACCCGGCUCCUUGUCUCUGUUGUUUGGCGCUCAGACCCGGCGCCUCGUCUCUGUUGUCAGGCGCUCAGACCCGGCGCCUCGUCUCUGUUUUUGGGCGCUCAGACCCGGCGCCUCGUCUCCGUUGUCGGGCGCUCAGACCCGGCGCCUCGUCUCCGUUGUCGGGCGCUCAGACCCGGCGCCUCGUCUCUGUUGUCGGACGCUCAGACCCGGCGCCUCGUCUCCGUUGUUCGCCGUCGUGUCUGCUCUGAAGCGGUUGAACGGUUAACAGCGGAGUCUUCAUGAACCCUCGGGGUCCUGCAGCGUCUCCAGGUGAUUAGAAAGAGUCGGAUUUUUCAAUAAAUGAUGGUUUCUCUCCCGGUCUGCUC
Messenger RNA from Xyrichtys novacula (pearly razorfish), 798 nucleotides. The record is from the annotation of a GenBank genome assembly. NCBI's taxonomy places the organism in Eukaryota, Metazoa, Chordata, Actinopteri, Labriformes, Labridae.